Molecule: messenger RNA, 1716 nt
Organism: Pipistrellus kuhlii (Kuhl's pipistrelle)
Lineage: Eukaryota; Metazoa; Chordata; Mammalia; Chiroptera; Vespertilionidae
Gene: GPANK1
Product: G-patch domain and ankyrin repeats 1
Exons: 4
Coding region: 411-1556 (381 amino acids)
Molecular function (GO): nucleic acid binding; protein binding
Source: RefSeq, a predicted model, not a curated record
GACGACGCGGGCGGGGUGGCUCCCCGCCGCCCGCUCACACAGCGAGCCUCCGGCCCCGCGCGCCCUGCCUCGGGGACUGACCUCAUCGCAGCCAACCCUUUGCCUGUGCCAGGCGCGCCCUGGGGACCCCCGACGGGGCCCAUGUUUUGCUGGGGGACCUGGGUAGGAUGCGCUGGGCUGAGCUGGGCGGGGAGAGAGCCGGGCGGCCUAGGGCGCUAACCUGAGAUGGUGCCAGCCAUUCUGCUGUUCGUCCCUUUGCACUUCUCCACGCCCUCUUAGGUCUGGAAUGGGGCCUUCUGCUGCGGGCGCUCAGUGCGACCUCCGAACCCUGGUUGAAGUAAUGGCACGUGGCGCUUUGCGUGAAUUCUGUUGGGAAGGUCCCAGGCGGGAAACAACCAGGCGCUUUCUGCAUGCCUGCAUCCUCUAGUAAUCUUUGUCUCUGGACUGGCUUGCUGGUCUCAUCUUCCCCUUGCUUAGUCAUAUUUUUGAAGCUCUCCCAAGCCAUGUCCAGACCCUCCCUCAUCACCUUCACCCCAGCCACUGACCCCAGUGACUUCUGGAAAGAUGGGCAGCAGCAGUCACAGGCUGAAGAGCUGGAGCCUGCCUUGGAUGGGGCUGCAGCCCGGGCCUUCUAUGAGGCCUUGAUUGGAGAUGAGGGCAGCACCCCUGAACCUCAGAGACCACACCCUGAGCCUGUCAGGGAGAGGAAGAGAAAGAGAAGACUGGUGAGAGAGACUGCAGCAGAAGCCUCAGGAGGACAUGAUCAGAGGAGAUCCCUUGAGGCUGAGGACAAGAUGACUCAUCGGAUACUGAGGGCAGCCCAGGAGGGGGACCUGGCAUCACUAAGGCGGCUGUUGGAUCCCCAGGAGGCAGGGGGCGCUGGGGGGAAUAUCAAUGCUCGGGAUGCCUUCUGGUGGACCCCCCUGAUGUGUGCUGCCCGAGCAGGCCAGGGGGCUGCUGUGCGCUAUCUCCUGGACCAGGGAGCUGCCUGGGUUGGAGUUUGCGAGCUGGGCGGCAGGGAUGCUGCUCAGCUGGCUGAAGAAGCAGGCUUCCCUGAGGUGGCCCGCAUGGUCAGAGAGAGUCAUGGAGAGACGAGGAGACCAGGGAGCAGGUCCCAAUCCCCGUCCACCCAGUACUGUGAGACCUGUGAUGCCUACUUCCAAGACUCUAACCACUGCACAUCUACCGCUCACCUGCUGUCACUGUCCCGUGGUCUCCAGAACCCCAGUCUGCACUUUGGGAUGCCUACCUCCAGCCCAGGCUUCAAGCUGCUGCUGAGGGCAGGAUGGGAGCCUGGAAUGGGUCUGGGCCCUUGGGGCAAGGGCCGUGUCAACCCCAUCCCCACUGUCCUCAAGAGAGAUCAGGAAGGGUUAGGAUACAGACCACCAUCCCAACCCAGAGUCACACACUUCCUGGCUCAGGAUACCCGGGCAGUGGCUGGGAGGGAGAGAGCCCCUCAGGCAACCACCCUGAGCAGGAGGGAGGAGAGAAGGCGGAAGGACAAGGACAAAGCCUGGGAGCGGGAUCUGAGGAUAUACAUGAACCUUGAGUUCUGACCUUGGCAAAGUCCGACACUGGACUUCAGUUGAAAUUUGAACUUGUGUGUCUGACCUGGGCCCUUUGAGUUACACUUCCUGGUGUCUGCUCAAGUCCCAGACACUCAGAUUUUUUACCUUUAAGAGGGGGGCUGAGAGUUGAGAAAUAAAUCAGUCAUCU